GCCGCCGCCGCCGCCGCCGCCACCUUCACCACGCCCACUAACACGCCUGCACCCUCACCACUUGCACAUACCAUAUACACACCUACCUACCUCACACACGCUACCGUCGUCGAGGGGGGGGGACCGGGGCAACCCCUGAGUCCAGGAAAAUAGGCAAUUCGACCGGCAGCUUCACUUCCGUCCUUCGUCGGCAAAGCCCCCUCCCCUGCAUCCGAUCCCUCGCCGCUCCCUCCUUACUUCCGCCCCGCUGGUAGGUAGAAUUCCGUCGACCGGAGAGGAAAAUUAUGCAAGGCAUCCCCUCGGAAUGCCAUCAGCGAUCGGCGGUGACGAGUGGGAUCUCCCCCGCCUGAAAGCCUCCAUCGGCUUCGAGGACGAUUUCCAGUAUCUCUCAUCGGAUGAUCAGCAAGAUACGGAGUUCUUCGAUGUGAAGUUCUACCCUUACGGAGACGUCACACACGAUCCUGUCUUUGCUGCUAUCAGCAAGAAACAUAUCGUCAUCUACCGGCUCUCCACCAAGGCUAAUCCCCCUUAUGAGCUCAUCCAGCUGUUCAGGGAUGACGAUAAGGAGGCCUUGAACUGCAGCUGCACGUGGAGCAAAGACCCCGAGACUGAAGCUCCCUACCUGUGCGUAGCUGGCCGGGAUGCCAAGAUCAAGGUCUACGACGUGGUUCAUGGAAAACUAGUAAAGGUGCUCAUCGGUCACGGAGGAGAAAUAAACGACCUCGCUACGUGCCCAACCGAUUUCCUCCUCAUCGCGUCCGCGUCGGAGGACACUACGGUGCGCAUAUGGAGUCUUGACCCUGCGCACUCCAAGCAGCCAUGUGUCUGCCUGCUCGCCGGCGAAGGUCACUCGUCGGGGCUCCUGACCGUUGCAUUCCAUAAUGGCGGCCGGUACGUCCUGUCCGCCGGGCACGACAAUGUCAUCAGCUUGUGGACGCUCCCGGAUCUUCCGCCCAAGACGAACGACAAGAACCCACCCCAGCCAAUCGUCAUCCAUUACCCGCAUUUCUUUACCUCGGAGGUGCACAGCGGAAUCGUGGAUUGUGUCGCCUUCUUCGGAGACCUCGUCCUCUCGCGGGCGUGCCACGAGGAUAUCAUCGUGCUGUGGCGGAUCGAGGGAUUCUCGUCACGGGACCCGGUGCCAGCGGCGUCGGAAGCACCUACGACGAGCGAUACGGAGCGGCUGACGCGGUCGGCGUUCGCACCCGCGACGGCGGCGUCGGCAUGCCCGCCGCAGUACACGCGGCUGCUCGAGUUCUGGACGCCACACUGCGGCCACCAGUUCUACCUACGGUUCCGGCUCUUCCACGACCGUGACCGUCACCCGGUGCUCGCGUUCGGCAACGCCAAGGCGACGGUCUUCUUCUGGGACCUCGCCCGCCUCGGCGGGUACCGCGACUUCGUCGAGGAGCUGCGCGAGCAGCGCCGCGACCCGACGCUGCCGCCCGUCCGCCGCCCCGCCUGGCUCCAGCCCAUCCAGCACCGCCAGCAGCAGAACCACGCCCACGCCCACCACCACCACGGGGGUAGCACUCGGGGCGAUACCGUGGGCAGGCUGAGGGACGCGGUGAACAGCGAUAAGGACUCGGUGGCGUCGGGGCGCACGGGCAGCGUCGACAUCGCGUCGGUGGCGGAGAACACGACGGCCACGGCCGCCGCGGCCGCGGACUCGAGCUACUCGAGCUACACGAGCUACGGCUACCCGACGCAGCGGUACUCGCAGGAGACGCUGGACGCGUGGGAGCUCAAGUACGACAUGACGCGGGUGGAGGAGCCGGUGCGGGCGCACGCGCAGAGCAGCAUCACGGUCAAGGACUUUGUCGGGCGCCAGGUGGCGUGGAGCCCGCGCGGCGAGUGGUGCGUCGUCGUCGGCAGCAAGAACCUGGCCAUCGUGCUGCAGCGGUGGCAGCACGCGACCGCCGGCGGCAGCCACGCGGGCGCGAGCGCGAGCGAGAGCGCCGGGGCCGGAGCCGGAGCGGGGGGCGGCGGCGGCGGCGAUGAUGCGAGCGUGAAGAAGGAGAAUGAGGCCGAUGAUGUCGCGGACAGGAAGGGGAACGAGUAAGUAGGGAGAGUAGGAUGAGAGGAUUAUUAGGUGAGAAGGGGGGAUGCGAGUUUAGGAUUAAGUUAGGUCGGGCAGUUUGGUAGAUUUGUGACCGGAAUAUAGGUCACCGGAGAGACUUCCGGAGGCAGAAGGAUGGGGGAAAGCAGGCUGGAGGGAGGGAGAGGAAGAGAUAAACUCAUCCUCUUCUUUCGUCGUCCUCUCUUCUCCUUAUCCAUACAUCUAGAUAGCAUACAGGCACACGACACAUACACGAGUGCGAAU
Molecule: messenger RNA, 2323 nt
Organism: Durotheca rogersii
Lineage: Eukaryota; Fungi; Ascomycota; Sordariomycetes; Xylariales; Xylariaceae
Product: WD40 repeat-like protein
Exons: 10
Coding region: 305-2062 (585 amino acids)
Biological process (GO): negative regulation of transcription by RNA polymerase II
Cellular component (GO): ESC/E(Z) complex
Molecular function (GO): protein binding; nucleosome binding
Source: RefSeq, a predicted model, not a curated record